ACCCAUACACCUCCAGUUGUCGCCAGUCCAGUUUGUGACGUCACAUUCCUAACACUGUAGUUGGUUGUGCGCUUGUAAACAAAUAGGCUACUUAUUUCGUCCUGGGCACAGGGCUAGACACGCGGGAAAAAAUAGAAAGAGUGAACACAUCGAGCGCAGUGCACACGAAGCGGCGAUGCAACAGAUGUUUGCAGGUUAUUAGGUGGGAUAUUUUUGUCCUUUUAUUGGAGAAAAAAAUCGAGGGGGAAUGGAUUGUGUUAUGGCAGCCUUUUCUGUUAAUAACGCCACUGUCACUAACUCCAUCAUAAUGAACACCAAUGGGCCUCCUGAUCUGAUGCUGGACCCCAGAACUGUAUGUGUAUCUAUCGAUGAGGUGGUAUCCAAUCAUGUGAGAAGUCAACAGACUCCAUUAUUACAUGGGCAUCUCAAGAAAGUGGAGAACAGUCUAACUGAAGCCCAACGUUUUUCCUACCUGCCACGUCGACCAGCAGUUAACAUUGAAUUCAAAGAUGUCUGCUACUCAGUUCCUGAGGGACCAUGGUGGGGAAAGAAAGGUUACAAGACCCUGCUGAAAGGGAUCUCUGGGAAAUUUACCAGCGGCUGCCUGGUGGCCAUCAUGGGUCCCUCAGGAGCUGGGAAAUCUACGCUGAUGAAUAUUCUGUCCGGCUAUAGGGAAACGGGGAUGAAGGGGGAGAUCUUGAUCAAUGGACAGCCUCGUGACCUGCGUUCUUUCAGGAAGGUCUCGUGCUACAUCAUGCAGGACGACAUGCUUCUGCCUCACCUCACAGUACAGGAGGCCAUGAUGGUGUCUGCUAAUCUGAAGCUCCAGGAAAAGGACGAGGGCAAGAGAGACAUGGUGAGGGAGAUCCUGACGGCCCUGGGCCUGCUUGAGUGUGCGAAAACUCGAACGUCACAUCUUUCAGGGGGGCAGAGGAAAAGGCUGGCCAUCGCCCUAGAGCUUGUCAACAACCCUCCCAUCAUGUUCUUUGAUGAGCCCACCAGUGGCCUGGACAGUUCCUCCUGUUUCCAGGUGUUGUCUCUGCUGAAGGCCCUGGCCUAUGGUGGCCGCACCGUUAUCUGCACCAUCCACCAGCCCAGCGCCAAGCUCUUUGAGCUCUUCAACAAGCUGUAUGUCCUUAGCCAGGGCCAGUGUAUCUACAGAGGGAAAGUGCCUAACCUGGUACCUUACCUUAGAGAGCUGGGGCUCAACUGCCCAACAUACCACAAUCCUGCAGACUUUGUGAUGGAGGUGGCGUCUGGGGAGUACGGUGAUCAGACGGCUCUUUUGGUGAAGGCCGUGCAGGAGGGGAAAUGUGAGCAGGUCUACAAGACAGACAUGAAUGAUGGAACCCUCAACCCCUUCCUGUGGCACAAAUCUUCUGAGGAUUCCCCUUCCGGUGAGGGCUGCCACAGUUUCUCAGCCAGUUGUCUGACUCAGUUCUGCAUCCUGUUCAAAAGGACAUUUCAAUGCAUCAUUAGAGAUACAGUGCUGACUCACCUAAGAAUCACCUCUCACAUUGGGAUUGGGAUUCUGAUUGGCCUGCUCUAUCUGGGCAUCGGCAACGAUGCCAAGAAAGUGCUCAGCAACUCCGGCUUCCUCUUCUUCUCCAUGCUCUUCCUCAUGUUUGCUGCUCUAAUGCCUACUGUUCUGACGUUCCCUUUGGAGAUGGGAGUGUUCCUAAGAGAGCACUUGAACUACUGGUACAGUCUGAAGGCUUACUAUCUGGCCAAGACUAUGGCAGACCUCCCCUUCCAGAUAGUGUUCCCAGUCGCCUACUGCAGCAUCGUCUACUGGAUGACGUCCCAGCCGCCUGACGCUGUACGUUUCAUCCUUUUCUUGGCCCUGGGAGUCCUCACCUCUCUUGUGGCCCAGUCUCUGGGCCUGCUGAUAGGAGCGGCUUCCACCUCGCUACAGGUUGCCACGUUUGUAGGUCCGGUGACUGCCAUACCCGUGCUGCUUUUCUCUGGCUUCUUUGUCAGUUUUGACACAAUUCCGUGGUAUCUUCAGUGGAUGUCAUACAUUUCAUAUGUCAGGUAUGGCUUUGAAGGUGUCAUCCUCUCCAUCUACGGGCUGGACCGGAAGGACCUCCACUGUGACAAGGAUGAAACAUGCCACUUCCAGAAGUCGGAGGCCAUCUUGAAAGAGCUUGAUGUGGAAGAUGCCAAACUGUACCUUGACUUCAUAGUGCUUGGCAUGUUCUUUGUGACCCUCCGUCUCCUCGCGUACUUUGUGCUGCGCUAUAAGAUCAGUGCAGAGAGGUAAACUGGGGAGUGGCGGAAGGCCCAGAUCGCUUGCAAGCUGGAAUUCUGCUUCUAGAAACCUCCAGGCAGUGGCCCAGAAAUACACCAACUUUUGGCCAAAGACUGCAGAAUAUAGACAACUGUUGUGUGAGGGUGUGCAUGCAGUAUGACUCUACUUAGCUUAGACAAACAAAUAUGGCAGAGAGGAGCUCAGUGCCUAAGGCCAUGGAUGACUCCCAAUAUUACAAGAACGUUCUUGUUUAAAUACCAAAACCAAGGCUCCUGUCACAGUAGGAAUCUAGAUGUAAUCGCCUUGUGCAAGGGAACCAACUGUAAGUCAUGUAAGAGUUUGUUGUUGAUAGGCUCUUGUCUAGUCUGUAGUUCCAGACUGGUUUAUAUGAUCACUGUGUGAAACCAAUUAAAUGAAAUAGCUUGGUGGAAGGACAAUGGGAAGACAGGGCCACACUUAAACAGGAGCUGGUUUCCUCCAAUGUGUGUUUAUUAUAUAGGACUGCCAAAUCAAAUGGGUCUGUAAUCUGGGACCCUCGGUCAAUACAGGGAAAGGUACAAUAGUUCUUGUUGCUAAUGUGGGAUAAAGCAAUCACAUACAUUCCAAGCAUAUGAGUACAGUACCAAUAUAUACUGUCAUUUAUCCUGGGUGAGUUUCCCGAAACAAAUGUGGCAUGUGGCGCUCAACAGCCUAGCCUCUCAGGCGCGAGAGUAACUGUGCUUGAACAAACUAAUUAAUAAAAUGAAGCACGUUCUAUGUGUGGCAUCGGCGGGGGUCUGGGUUUUUGAGAGAAAUAAAGUACCACGUUAUUGCUCAGAGGCCUGUGGUUGUGAUUAUAGGGCUUGAAUAGUUGAAGGAAGAUUAUGGGGGAUAUGAAUUCUGAUGUGACUGUGGCUGGCUUAGUAUUACAAACCAGAAUCCUAACCUGAGAUCUGAGCAUGUAACACAAACAGAAAGUUAAGUAUUACAUUAUCUCAAGCAUUACCAACACAGCUUAGUUUGAAUGGCAUGGAGGAUGGAUACAAUACUCUUUUAGUCACUCCACAGUCAGUCAUGUAAAAUAGAAUUGAGAAUGAAGAGCAUUUUAUACUAGCUCAUGUUCAUUUUAUCAAACUUAAUGCCAUGGUAAAGUCACUAAGGCUAAGACUGUUGGUAGCGCUAUAGGUCCAGAGGUGUUUUUUUUGUUGCUAUUUUCACUGCAGAAAUUAUGGGCGCAGUAGCUGGCCCUGUGAAAAAGGGCUGGGAUAAAUUGGGAGGCUUGUCCCCUCACUGGCCAAUCAGAACGUGGUCCAUGGCUAAAUAUGUGGGUGCUUCUAAGUUGUGUAUUUAUGUUUCAUGUUUUAAGUUGUUAUCAAAGCCAAUUUGAAUGUUAGUCCGCUAUAGCCUAGUUUGUUAAAUAGCCUACAGAAACAAAAUAACAUGUAGGCAUAUUCCAUCUUUGCUAAAUACAUUGAACAUGUUUGCAGUCCAUAUUGUUCAAAGUAUUGUUCUGCCAUUGCUUCAAUAUGGAAAUACACUACCGUUCAAAAGUUUGGGUCACUUAGAAAUGUCCUUGUUUUUGAAAGAAAAGCUAAUUUUUUGUCCAUUAAAAUAACAUCAAAUUGAUCAGAAAUACAGUGUAGACAUUGUUAAUGUUGUAAAUGACUAUUGUAGCUGGAAACUGCAGAUUUUGUAUGGAAUAUCUAUAUAGUGUCGUGGAAGGAUCAGAAUUUGUUGGUAACAUUUGUAAGAUGUUUAAUAUUCAUCAAAUGUGUGUAAGUUACUUCUCAUCAGAAUGGUAUUUUUGUGUAAUUCUGUGGUGAGGUUGCAGUUAUCUGUUUCUAUGUCAAAACUAAGUUGCAUGGGCCACUGAGAAGGGAGAGGUCAAAAUGUCAUCAUGUGUAAACAUAUCUUUCACUCCCUACCUUUUUCCCAGUGGAGAAAGAAGGGUUGCAGUGUCUGGAAUCAUUCUAUGCUCCCUCUUAUGUUGUUUCUAUCUUAACCUAUAGCCUCACCCUCCUCUCCGUGAGUUUGUCCAGGAGGUUGUAUUUUGAGUUGGUUGUAUCUAAAUGACAAUUUGAUAUAUGCCUGUUGAUUUGGAGGAUUGGUUUAUGGUUCUGGGGUUUGGGAAAGGAGACAAAGCUGAACAAAGAUGAAUUAUGUCUAUGCUGUCUGACUAUGUGUGUUCUUUGCUAUUAAAGGAACUCAGUUGCAUUGUAAGGGGGCUCUCAGAGAAUUCAGGGGGAGACACUGAAUUUAUCUGAGAGUCACAGGAUUGUGAUAGAGCUGAUAUAAUUAAAGAUGGACUUUGAUAACUAACUCUGACUUGGUUUGCGCUCAUGAUUUUGUAAAUAGAGGAAAUUUCCACGACAUUUGGCGACGAGGAGGAGAUGUGAAUCUUCACUCGGUGACCGUUCCUACGAUCUAGGUAAAUAAAUUAUGCACGAGGGAUCCCCUAAACUUGGGAUCUCAGGGAGAACCACACUUCGGGAACGAAGUGAUCACAGUGGGGAUUUGGUGAGGUCUGUCGGGGUGAUGGGCCAGGUGGUCUGUGUGUUCUAGGUGAAACACGGCACUUGGUGAAGCCCUAUUGGAAGAAGGACCUCAUUCUGUGUAUCUGUGUGAUUUGUCUAAGUGACCCUCAGAUGUGGUGAAUUCCAAUAAUUUUAAAUGUGCUAGCCAGGUAUGCCCUGGGAUUACUCUGUGUGAGUAUGUAAUAGUGAGUCGGACCGUUCUGUGUGAGCGGGAUAGGGUUUACUCUGUGUGGGCAAACCUUUUGAUGUUCUGUGUGUACAUCAGAACAAUUCUAUGUGAAAAAUCCGACCAAUCCUGUGUGGAUGAUCCUGAAAGUUCUGUGUGAGCGGGGUAGGGUUUACUCUGUGUGGGCAAACCUUUUGAUGUUCUGUGUGUACAUCAGAACAAUUCUAUGUGAAAAAUCCGACCAAUCCUGUGUGGAGGAUCCUGAAAGUUCUGUGUGAGCGGGGUAGGGUUGACUCUGUGUGAGUAACUAAGAUUUUUAAAGUUUUAUAUGGAUUCUGUGAAUGAUUUGAAAUGAUGAUAAAUGGUAUGUGUGUAUAAAGUAAUGCGGAGAAUGAUUAGAUACAAUUUAAACCACUCAUUCGUAGACGUACGUAGGUUUUGAGUUGAUAUCUUAAAUGGAUAAUUUGAUAAAGAUGAAGUUUUUAAGCACUAUUAAAAUAAUCUACAAAAUCUGGGAAAUUGAGCUCUAGAAACUGAUUAGAGUGUGUCCACUUUUGGUUAUCUUACCCUAACGAUGUAACUAUAGAACGCAUAUUGGAUUAUCUCCGUCUGGGUGAAACAUGUUAAAUUAAACUGCCCUUAAGGUAGUUAUAAUGUUAUAAUUUUUCUUCCCAGUAUGAGAGAAAUUGCGGGAUUUAUUGAAUAAACUGUUUUCCAUAAAGUUAAAGAGAAUUCGAGGGAUGCUCGAUGUAAUUUAUUAAUGUCAUACAAAGCCUAAGGUUUUCCAUCAAACUAAUUAUCCUUGCGUGAUUCAUGUGAUGUAGUAAAGUAAUUGAAAUACGUUGCAUAAGUAAACAUAAUCUACUUUUACUGUUUCCUAGUCAUUAGUGUCGAUUUUAUUCUUUAAUUGCUAAUAUGUGUAAUUUGGAAUUUGAGAAUCAUGGCUGGAAUUUGAGAAUCAUAGCUGGAAUUUGAGAAUCAUAGCUGGAAUUUGAGAAUCAUAGCUGGAAUUUGAGAAUCAUAGCUGGAAUUUGAGAAUCAUAGCUGGAGUAACAUUUGUACUAUUAAAAUUGGGCUGUUAUUCUUCUGGGAAUUACCGAUAGUGAUGUGUUUUGAUGUUACUUUGUAAAUGGGGUUUAUAUCCGGAGUAAUUUUUGUUAUUCGCAAUAGCAUUGGUGGUUCAGUGGUAGAAUUCUCUCCUGCCCCGCGGGAGGCCUGAGUUCCAUUCCCAGUCAUGAUUCUGGCUGUUCAGAGUUUUUGAUUGUAAAUAAUCUAUUUGUAUGUUUUGCCUGGAAAGUUAUGGUCGCUAGUGUUUGUAUAAGAGAUAAAUUGAACGUUUUCAAUAGAUUGUUUAGGUUAAAUUGAUAGACUAAUUCAAUUUAAAAUAAUAAAGAAGCGAAUUCUGAUGCAAGACGAUGUCUGUUCACUAAGUUAUCUGCUGGAAUAAUGUAUUGAGAAUUGGGUCGGAUUUAAAUUACUGUAUCAAUAGAGAAGACAGUUACCUAAGUUACCUAAGACACUCUGAAUUAUAGAUUGACUGACGCAUGUUAUAAUUCUAGCGCUGCGUGUGCUAUUUUUAAAGAAAUAGGAUACAUUUCAUAAGUGUGGAGAGCAGAAGAGGAAGUUAUAAAGUUGGGUUUUAAUCUUACGAUAGGAGGUAAGGAAAAACGUUGAAAUGAGAGGGGUUAUAUUUUUGCCCACUGGGGGAAAAAAAGAAAUAGGAAAGUUUAGUUGAAAGUAUGGAAGAGAGAUAGUUGUUAUGUUGGCUACUAAUUGUCAGGGAAAGUUGCUGGAGGCAGGUAGAUUGUUGUAGAAUAACGUCAAUUUGCGUUAUUAGUUUGAAUAUACAAUAACCUUACUCUAAUUGUUUUGACCGUUGUUCAGGUACAUUUUUUUCUGUAUUUCUAGCAGCUGAUUCGCUAGGUGGGCAUCAUAGAUUUGUGGCGUUUAUAUUUACUGUAUUAGGCUAUGAGAAUUGGGAGACUGGAUCUCUGAAUCAUAAAACAUCGUAAGGAUAGAUUCUGAUGGUUAUUGAUUCUUGGUUUGAUUGUUUAAGUAACACCAGUUAAUUUGAGCAGGAAAGUUCAUGUAGUCUAACGUUAUGGUAUGUUUCCAUUAUGUGGAACAAUGUCAGGUCAUUAAAAUGGUUGCUGGAUUGAAUGGUAUGAGAACCUGUUGACAGAAGACUGAAUGGGUAUGAAUGUUGAAAAGCAAGAUUGGGCCAAACUAGUAAACUAGUAUGUUAAGUGGGGGAGUAUCAUAGAUUUUAAUUACAGUGUUGUUACCGCAAUAGUCAAAACAAUAUGUUUUGGGAAAUUAGCGAGGUUGAAUUUUGUAUUUGAGUUCCUUUAUAAUUUGCUUUUUAAAAGAGAGGUUGGAAUCAAGUAUGAUGCCUUGGCACUUAAAAUCAGAUACCACCAGGAGCUUUUUAGUAGUAGUUGUUUUUUGAGGAACAUGCAGACUGUGUUUUAUUUUAUUGAGAUGUACACAUCUCUGAGCAAUUUUGUCAUCUGAAUCAUUUAUAGUAGUGAGUUUUUGUGUAGUCUGUUAUUUGCAUGACUUUAUCAAUGUAUCAUCUGCAUACAUUGGAAUUUCAGACCCUGUACAGACUAAAGGAAGAUCAUUAAUGGAUGUGCUGAACAGUAUUGACCUUUGUGGAUAUCAGUGGGGGGAAAAAAAUACGUUUAUUUGUAUUUUUACGAUGAUGAGACAGCACCGACUUUUGAAGGAUUUUAGAUUUGUAAAAAAAAAAAAUCAGGAUUGGUUUUUACAAAAUUUAUAUUGACAGAUUUAAAUGAUUAGGUUGCUGAUUAAGAGUUUUUUUAGGAGUUGAUUUAACUUAAUUAAACAUUGUAUCAUACAUAUACAUUUGAUUUGAUUAAAACUUAUGAUUAAUGAUUUGAGGUACAAUGGAAUUAUCAUUAGGUUUGGUUUAUAGUUUCACGUUUGAGUUUGAGUUUCUGAAUCAUGUAGUGUAAUGAAUACUAAGUGAUUAUACUAAAUUGAUAUUUCACUGUCUCUCUCUGGAAUGUGUCCAGGGACGAUACUCUUGGGGAGAGUGAGUGAAGGGAGGCCAUAAACUACCACAUUGGAGGGGGCCGGGAAGUUUUUUGUUGUAGUGCAAAGGUAUUAUAGGGGCACUUUUAUUUUAUUUUCUGACUUUUCAUUACACACGCAAAUGAUUUUGAUAAAGGAAUGUUCUGGCAACAUGGAAAAACGAAAAUGUCUGGAACUAGUUGAUUGUUGUUUGCAAAUUGUUUUUUAUGAUGAAAAACACUGCUUUGAAGGUUUUGUAUGACCUAUGACCUUCUGAUGACUUUCCAUUGUGGCUUGACCACCCGCAUUGGAAAACCAUUUGGAUAAUAAAUGUAUGGUCAUUUGUAAUACUGCUUUCAAAAUAAUUUGUGUAAUUGGUAAAUAUGUUUCUUAUCCAUAUGUGUAAUUUGGACCAGUGUGAAGAGGGAGUAGGGUAUUGCUUUUAACUAAGGGUAUGCUGCUUUAAGUCUAUUUUCCUAUGACCAUAGGGGUUAAAUAAUUUUUCUUUGUGGAGUUUUUUUUCAGUUUAGUGAUUUUAAUUUGAUUAGGUUAGCUGAAAUCUUGUUUUACAUUACUCUCAUACGGAGAGAUGUGUAUAAAACAUGGGGGAGGAUUCCGUUUUUUGAGGGUUUGAAUUAAAGUUAUACAAUUUAAGUGAUAUGUGAAUGAGUGUAUUGUAUUGUUGAGUGUAUUGUAUUGUUGAGUGUAUUGUAUUGUUGUGUUUGUUUUGUUCUAUUCCCAAGAGAUAUAGGUCUAAUUUCUUGAUCCUGGGCUCUACGAUGGAGUUGACAGUGAGAUGGGGAGUAUAAACCAAUUUGAAAGAAUAGUUUCAAUAGAAUGUUUUGAUAUUCUCUGUGAAAUAUGUUUAGAUAUGUGUAUUAAGAAUAAUUGGUAAAAGUAAUCAUUUAUCAUGUAGUUAAUGAACUGAACUAAACUGUUGUUCUGAUCUGUUCUUUCGAGGUUAUCAUGAAAAGUGACAUCAGACGGUAUCUUAAUGCAUGGAAGAGAUAAUUUGGACCGAAUGGUGUGUGUACCUCAAAACCCCCUCUAACUGGCUGAAGAAGAGAGACAAAGGCAUUGAAGGAGGCUUUCCAAACCACUUCUACCGAGAGAAAAGAACCAAGGCAGAAAUUGGUGUACAGUAUCAGAUCUAAGCUAUCAACUGCUUUUCUUUCAUGGUUCUGUCAUACUGUGAUGAGUCCACUUGGAGUGAUCAUGGAGAAAGAUCUGUUCUAACAUUUUCUUAUGAUGCUGGUAUGUUGGUUGACGAAUGGACAAGACAUGACUGGUAAAGAUGAGACAUUGAAAUUGGGACAUUAUCAUGGGCCGUCCAUUUUGAACUGUAAAGCUAUCUGAAGAAAAACGAAGAUGCCAGAAGAUGCCGUGCCUGUGGGUUUAAUCAAACUGUGCCAUUAAAAUUGUUUAUACUUUUGUGGUAUCAGAUUGAUUGAAGAGGUCUACACCAUGUAAAUUGUAGUAAUUUAGAUUAAGAAUGCAUUGAGAUACUGAUCUGUAUUCAAAUCAUGAUUAAAAAGUUAAUAGUAGAAUUAUGGGAUAAUUAUACUGUAUGUAAAUCUGCUAAUAUUGAUGUGUGUUAAAUUGAGGUUUUUACUUUAAGUGAUAAUGACCCAUUUGAAUCACUGAGGAAUGUUGGAUAAAUAGUUGGGUUGUUACUUAUUAUUUGGAAUAUGAAUGAUUUCAAUGCCCUAUGCUCUAUUCCUGAGUAUAUUUCUGAGCAUGAGUACUUAGAGGGGUGUCUGUCCUAUAUGUUGUGAGGAGGCCUGUGUUUAGACACUGGUUCUCAUGUAACUUAAAGAGCAUAAAUAUGUUAUGUUUUUAUUUUUCCUCAAAUGGAUUAUUCUGUGUUAUUAAAACAUGUGCAAGUUUGUCUUGUA
Messenger RNA from Oncorhynchus kisutch (coho salmon), 9861 nucleotides. Its product is annotated as ATP-binding cassette sub-family G member 1-like. The transcript is spliced from 15 exons. The coding region runs from base 248 to 2263 and encodes 671 amino acids. Gene Ontology annotation, molecular function: ATP binding; ABC-type sterol transporter activity; ATP hydrolysis activity. NCBI's taxonomy places the organism in Eukaryota, Metazoa, Chordata, Actinopteri, Salmoniformes, Salmonidae. Gene Ontology annotation, cellular component: plasma membrane. The record is from RefSeq and is a predicted model, not a curated record. Gene Ontology annotation, biological process: cholesterol homeostasis; cholesterol efflux; transmembrane transport.